Molecule: messenger RNA, 726 nt
Organism: Cryptosporidium muris RN66
Lineage: Eukaryota; Apicomplexa; Conoidasida; Eucoccidiorida; Cryptosporidiidae
Exons: 3
Coding region: 1-726 (241 amino acids)
Biological process (GO): regulation of DNA-templated transcription
Cellular component (GO): nucleus
Molecular function (GO): zinc ion binding
Source: RefSeq, a predicted model, not a curated record
AUGCAUUCGUUUAGAUUGAGUGAAAUCCCAACUAAAAGACAAUCAAAAACCAAGGCGAAAAGCUUAGAUGAUAGUUUAUUAGGAAAUUAUUUAUGUGGUUGUUAUGCAAGACUACAUAACUUGUACGGAAACUGCACUUUUUGUGGUCGUAUAGUGUGUGAACUUGAGAGCACUCAUCAGAAAAAAGUAAUUUGUUUACAUUGCAAUGAGGAAGUCUUUAAAACUGGUCAUAAAUACGAAAUUUUUUAUGAAAAUGACCAGAGUUUAGCUGCAUAUUUCGAAGCGGUUGACAGAAAGGAUAUGUUAUUGAGAUUUGUUGCAACAUCUAAGAGACAGACUAUGAUUAGAGAUCAAGACACAGAUUGGUAUACAGAAGCUGUAAAUCCUUGGAGCACUGAGGAAGAAAGGUUAUAUGCAUUGAAUAUGUCACAAAUGUAUGAUGAGCUAUUUGAGAAAAGAAAAACACUAUUAAAUGUCGAUUUGUACACUGGGGAACUGACUCUAAAUGAGGAUUACAUUAGAAAGGGAAUUGAGUAUUUUCAUGAACAUUUGAGUAAUUUUGUCAAGGAUAGUAGCUUAAAUUUACUUGAAAGUAGCGAACUAGUAGGGAAACUCACUAGAUUUAUUGAGAGAUCUGCCAUAGAAGAUAUAAAAUAUUCUAAAACAACUUCUCUUGUAGAUAAUGGUAGAUUCUAUAAAGUUAGUGACAAUAUUUGGUCUGAUUAG